Messenger RNA from Leptidea sinapis, 1419 nucleotides. RefSeq names its product RPA-interacting protein-like. The record is from RefSeq and is a predicted model, not a curated record. The transcript is spliced from 3 exons. Lineage: Eukaryota; Metazoa; Arthropoda; Insecta; Lepidoptera; Pieridae. Bases 345 to 974 code for a protein of 209 amino acids.
GUAAAUAAGUUGAAACUUGAAAGUGACAAGAGUGAAAUUUCAACUUGUGGAUAUUAGAUAUAUCAUUUAAAUAAAAACUUAAUAGUACUGUUGAUAGUACAGUACACAGUAACUAAGAUUGUGACUAAAAUCUAAAUAGUAAAUACAAAUUAUAAAGAAAUUCUCCGGAAGACGGAGCAGAGUAGUAUAAUCAAAAGUAGUCUGUGACCUUCGUUAAGUGGAUAUAGAUGGUGUCGUAAAAACAAAAUUUUUGUAACAAAAUAUUGUUUAAAUUAAUGUAAUAUAAAUCAGUUGUAGAAGGGCCUCAUAAUAAAUUUACGUUUACGCAAACCAUUUCUAAAAAGAUGAAUGUAGUCAUCUCGAAUUCUCUGAAGCCUUCUUCCCCGUCCUAUAAAAAUCUUAAAUAUAAACAAUCACAGUCGCCGGUAGAACUUAAAGCAAAAAUUCGAAAGGAUUACAGAAAUAAGAUACGAAAUUGUCGUGAUUUGCUGCUGAACAAAUAUCGAGGAGAUUUAGAAGGAAACGAUCUUAAGGAAACUCUAACACAACUAUACAAAGAUGCUUUUAAAUUUAAUGACGAUUUUUCUUUUAAUAUAGAAGAACAUGAUCAACUUGAAGAGAUAAAAAAUGAGUUGAUACAAGAAGAGUUAGAUUGGUAUGUGAAAGAAUAUGAUAAGUCGAAUGGUGAAGAUUUUGACUGGUCCUCUUAUCAAACUGAAGAAAAUGUUAUAUGCCUUAUUUGUCAAAAGAAUAACUUUACACUUCUUUCAAAUAAACUCUGUUGUGAUAAUUGUAACAUUCAACUUAAUACUACCUCAUCAUUAAUUGAAAUCAAACGGGACAUAUAUGAGUCAAUAGAAAGGCAUAACAGUAAAUGUAAUAAUGAUAUACAAUUCUCUUUGGUUCCUGAAGACAGUGAUUGCCAUAUCUUUCUUAUAUGUGAUAAAUGUUUAGAUAUGCAGUUGGUUAUUUAAAAAUGUAAUGUUUUCUUCUCUUUGUAUCGAUUCUCAGUUGUUAUUUAUUACUUAAAGCAUAGUUGUUUAUAUAUAGUUUCUAAAAUUUAAUCUAGUACAUAACAUGUCUAGAAUGUUAAUUAUAUUAAAGAUUAUUAGUCUCUUCCUCUUUCAAAAAAUCAGAUGACUUAAUUUUAAAUUUAUAUGUAUAUUGACUGCUUUGUGCAUGAAGAACAUAGAAGUAUUACAGAAUCUCGACUUAUUCACUUCAAGUGAAUAAUUGACUUAAAUAAUAUCAAUGUUCGCAUUAUUGUACAAUAAAAUUUAUAACACAGCAAGUCUGUAUUAAUGAAGAAUAGCAUUUAAUAAUUGUACUGUCCAUCCUAUUACAAUCGAAAAUUGCAUUGUUUUUAAAUAAAUUUCAGUUCUGUUAAAUUUGAUUACUAAUAAAAGUCUUUGAUUAUUA